AUAAGACACUGGCAGCCUUUAGAGAUCCUCGGUCAGCCUCACAUUUGCAACACCUCCCACCGUCGAAGUCUCAACAGCCUGAUAGCGGGAUUGCGACUUUUCAAACACACUGGAGGCACACAUCAGCAGCGCAGCAACGCCUCAAUCCCAAGGUUGCAAGCGAAGAAACGAAGCAGCGUGAGGUUGUUCGUGCGUCCUGUCCUCCGUUGGCUCUAGGCUUCUGGCGCCGGUAUCGAGUGACGUUGUUUCUACGGCCCGUAUCGAAAAGUUGUUCCAUCGAGUCGUUGGCUUUCCGACGCUCUCCUUGAUGAGCGGCCAACUCUCUGCGCACGCACCAUGAGGGUCAGGGGUGUUCUGCAGGUGGCGACGCUGCUGGCGUCGUCGGCCCUCUGGGCGGCACCCGUCGCCGCAAAGAACGACCGGCCAAAUUUCCACACGAAGACGUUCGAGAACAUACCAAGAAACCUGAACUACUUCCCCGACUCGGAUGUCGUCCUGUUUCAAGACGCCGAUGCCAACAAUGUUUACCGCUCCGGCGACCACGGCGUGACUUGGGAGCGCGUGGACGCCAUCCCGGAAGGCAAGGCCUGGCUGCUUUACAUGCACCAGUUUGACCCGAAGCGGGCAUAUAUUCUGACCGAGGGCACCACCCACUUCCGCACCAGCGACCGCGGAAAGUCAUGGGUCAAGUUCGAGUCAGGCGCCGAGAUGACCAUGUUCCGCGGCGACAUCCUCCAGUUCCACGCCGCCGACCCCGACCGAAUCAUCUUCAACGGCAUGUCCUGCGUGGGACUCUGUCAAGAGGUUGCCAUGUACACCACCGACGGUUUCAAGUCACCCGCCAAGGAACUGCGCAGGGAUACAGAUGGCUGCUGGUGGGCCAAGUCCUCGGACCUGUUCUCCACGGGUUCUGAAGAUCUGGACAAGAAUCGCAUUUUGUGCAUUGUCAGGGACGCCUAUUCGCCCUUCAAGCAGGACAACCGCCUCCUGGUCUCCGACAACUUCUUCCAGGCCACCGACGAGAGUAAAGACAUACAGGAGUUCGAGCCCAAUCUCGACACGAACAAACCGGUGCAGGGCAUCGUAAAUGUUGCGGUGGUAAAGAAAUAUCUGCUGGUGGCGACCAGUUCCAUGAACACGGACGAGAUGGCUCUCUUCGUCACCGACGACACCAAGAAGUGGCACCGUGCCGUCUUCCCGGCGCCGCACGACACCCACGACCACCGGCUGAUGCAGGAGGCUUACACGGUGCUCGAGAGCACCAACUACAGUAUUCAGAUUGAUGUUAUGACGACCCGACCAUCCAACCCGAUGGGUGUGAUGUUCACGAGCAAUUCGAACGGCACCUACUUCACCGAGAAUAUUGAGCACACCAACCGCAAUCAGAGGGGGCAUGUCGAUUUCGAGAAGAUCACCGGCAUUCAGGGGAUCUUCUUGGUGAAUAAGGUCGAUAACUGGGAAGAGGUGUCAAAAAAGGCCAGCGCCAAGAAGAAGGUUGUGUCCGAGAUCACGUUUGACGACGGCCGGACUUUCGAGUCUGUGACAGCCGGUGGCAAGAGGAUACACCUCCACUCGGUCACGGAGCUGAGCAAUAUCGGUCGUGUCUUCUCGAGCCCCGCACCCGGCCUGGUUAUGGCCGUCGGCAAUACAGGCGAAUACCUGAAGGAUUACUGGGAGGAUGGCAAUCUCUACGUAUCCGACGACGCGGGUAAGACGUGGAGCAAGGCGCUGAACGGCCCCCACAAGUACGAGUUUGGGGACCAGGGUUCUAUCCUCGUCGCCGUGCGCGACUCCAAGGAUGCUGAUGUCAGCGAGAUCAGCUACUCGCUUGACCACGGACUUACCUGGGCGAAAGAAUCUCUGCCCGAUGGGCUGAAGAUCCGGCCGUACAUCCUCACGACCACACAAGAAUCGGCCAGCCUCAAGUUCCUCCUGAUCGGCCUGACGGACAAAGCCCCCCAGUGGCGAAUUAUCUCGAUCGACUUCGACGGCCUUCACGAGGCGACUUGCAAGGAGGAUGAUAUGGAAAAGUGGUCUGCCCGAGUGGACGACGACGGGAAGCCGACGUGCCUGAUGGGCCACACUCAGACGUUCAGCCGCCGCAAGAAGAAGGCCGAGUGCUUCCUGAAGCAGGAGUUCAAGCAUGCGGUGGCAGAAACAGAGGAUUGCGAUUGCACUGACAAGGAUUACGAGUGCGAUUUCAACUUUGAGAGAGUGGAUGGCAAGUGCGUCGCCAGGGGCCCCAUCAUCCCGCCGGAGGGAGCGUGCCGCGACGCCAAGCCGGACGACACAUUCAAGGGCACGUCGGGAUACCGCAAGAUACCCGGAAACACGUGCAAACCGACGAAGCAGAUGGACGAGAAGUACAAGGACGUCGACAGGAAGUGCUCCGAGACUGGGGGCAAGCCUUCGGCCCCCGCAACGGACAAGAUUGAGCAAACGCAAAAGGUAUUUGAGGAUUAUGAUGCGUGGGAGAAGCACUACCUAGAGCGGGGUGACUCGAGCUCAGCCGAGGACGAGACCAUUAUCAUGCGCGGAAUCCAGGGAUCGCACCGCGGGGCCAUCCAUGUCACUGAUGACCAUGGCAAGACCUGGCACACUCCAAAGGAUCUCGAAGGCGAGAAGAUUGUGGGAAUCAUCCCGCACCACUACUUCAAGGAUAUGGUCUUCUUCAUCACCACCGGCAAGAAGGUUAUCUACACCACAGACCGUGGUAGGACCUUCCACAGCUUCAAGGCACCUCACGAGCCAAACCCGCACGUUCUCCCUCUAGCCUUCCAUCCGGACAAGAAGGACUGGCUGAUCUGGAUCGGCCAGAAGUGCGAGAAGAACGACGACUGCUACACGGUCGCUUCCUUCACCAAGGAUCGCGGAGACCACUGGGAGACUGGGGCUCGGUACGCCCGGCGCUGCGAGUUCACCGGAUCGAGCGCCUACAAGUAUCCCGAGCGCAAGGAGGAGCAGAUCCUCUGCCUCAAGCACGAGCGGGAAGACGUGGGCAAGGACAACCCGCUGAUGCUGGUCUCGACGAAUGACUGGUUUGAGAAUGAGGAGAUCCGCGGGAGGAACGUGAAGGAAUUUGCUACCAUGGCCGAGUUCAUCGUGGUCGCCACCGAGAACACGACCAAGCAGACCCUGCAAGUCAGCGCAAGUCUCGACGGCGCUAUCUUCGCCGACGCCCGUUUCCCUUAUGGCUUCGAAGUCCCGCACCAGCAUGCCUAUACCGUGCUUGACAGCUCGACGCAUGCUGUCAACCUGUUCGUGGCCACCGACGUGGCCGAGGGUCGCACGGUUGGCACCAUCCUCAAGAGCAACUCGAACGGAACCUCGUAUGUAGUCAGCGUGAGGGACGUCAACUGUGACGAAGACUUCUACGUUGACUUUGAGAAAAUGCUCGGCCUGGAGGGCGUUGCCUUGGUGAAUGUGGUCGCCAACCCCGGCGAGAAGGGCAGUGCUCCCAAGAAGCUGCAGACCAAGAUCACACACAAUGACGGUGCGCGCUGGGCGUAUUUGCCGACACCUGACAAUGACGAUUUCGGCAAGUUCCCCUGCCAGUCUGGCGGCGACGAGAAAUGCGCGCUGCACAUCCACGGCUAUACGGAGCGUGGGGACCACCGCAAGACCUACUCGUCACAGGGGGCCGUCGGUCUGAUGUUCGGAUGGGGCAAUGUUGGCGAGUCGCUGGGCGCGCUCAAGGACGCUGACACGUUCAUGACCACCAAUGCCGGCAUCACGUGGAAGCGCGUCAAGCAAGGCCGGUGGACCUGGGCGAUCGGCGAUCAGGGCGCAGUCAUCGUCCUCAUCCAGACAACCCCGGCGGCCGGCGCAAAGAAGACAAAGACCGUUUUCUACUCGCUCGACCAAGGCCAGACCUGGCAAGAGCAUCAGUUCUCUGACGAGGAGGUCGAGGUCUGGGAUGUGACCACCCUCCGCUCCGGCAGCUCGCGCAACUUCCUCCUUUGGGGCAAGAACAGCAAGGGCGCUUUCACCCUGAACCUGGACUUUUCCGGCUUCACCGAGCGCAUGUGCAAGCAUGACGACGAUCCCGGAAAGUCGGACUACUACAUAUGGUCGCCAAGCCAUCCCCUGCAGCCCGAUGGCUGCCUUUUCGGUCACGUCUCUCAGUAUCUGCGUAAGAAGGAUGACAGGAAAUGCUAUAACGACUUCAAACUGCAACCCCUCUACAGCAAGAAGAAUUGUACCUGCACGCGGGAGGACUUUGAAUGCGAUUACAACUACGAAAUGGACGGAUUCGGCCAGUGCAAGCUCGUCGCCGGUCUCCAACCCAAAGACCCGCAGAUCUGGUGCAAAGAGCACCCCGACGCUAUCGAGUACCACGAGCCGACGGGCUUCCGCCGCAUUCCGCUCACUACGUGUGUCGGCGGCCGCGCCCUCGACAAGGAAUCCCCCGUGCACCCCUGCGCGGGCAAAGAAGACGAGUUCGAUCGUGCGCAUCGCGCCUCUGGCAUUGCCAUCUUCUUCGCCAUCACCGUCCCGUUCGCCCUGGCCGGCGCCGCGGGCUGGUGGGUCUGGCGGAACUGGAACGGCAAGUUCGGCCAGAUCCGCCUUGGCGACCAGGGGAACGCCAUUUUCGAGGCCGAUCGGCCCUGGGUUAAGUACCCUGUCAUCGCGCUCAGCGCCGUGGUGGCGGUCAUCGUAGCGAUGCCUGUCGUUGCGGGCGCCUUGUGGAGGAGUGUGAAGGGUCUCGGAGAGAGGCUGGGGCUCGGCUCUGGAAGCGGCGGCGGCGGGAGGGGGAGAUGGAGCAGGCUUGGGGGUGGGACGAGGAGAUUUACGACGAGGGAUAGCUUUGCGAGGGGCAGUGGCGAUUACGCGAUUGUGGAUGACGACGAGGGUGAGUUGCUUGGGGAGGAUAGCGAUGAGGAGGUAUAGUCUGCCUCGUCCGGGUAUAUCUUGACUCGCCUUGGGCAAUAUGUACUAGGGUUCUCUUGGCAUGUCGUAACCAUGCUUCUUGGACAUGAUAGAAAGAUGGAUGUGUGAUGGAAUAUAGUGUAUGACGCCGGCGGUUCAAAUUGGCACUGUGGGGUUGCAUAUGGUAUAGGAGCGCGUGAUUUUGGCUGAGAUAUAUAGAAAAAAAAAUU
Molecule: messenger RNA, 5099 nt
Organism: Chaetomium strumarium
Lineage: Eukaryota; Fungi; Ascomycota; Sordariomycetes; Sordariales; Chaetomiaceae
Exons: 2
Coding region: 337-4890 (1517 amino acids)
Biological process (GO): Golgi to endosome transport; protein targeting to vacuole; Golgi to vacuole transport
Cellular component (GO): Golgi apparatus; membrane
Molecular function (GO): protein binding
Source: RefSeq, a predicted model, not a curated record